Molecule: messenger RNA, 2913 nt
Organism: Amoebophrya sp. A25
Lineage: Eukaryota; Dinophyceae; Syndiniales; Amoebophryaceae
Source: the annotation of a GenBank genome assembly
AGGAUCAGCUUGAUCUUCACGACAUCGCUUAAGAUAGGCCGCUAGGAGGCUACCUACACAUUUUCAGGAAGAUUAAGACUCAUAGGUAUGUGUUGGAGGAGCUGAAGAUCAGGACAAGAAAUAGACCUAAUAACAUAAGUAAGAGCAACAAUUUUUACAUAUCUUCACCUCCAUGAUAGUACUAUGUAAUAUUCAUUGAAUGAUAUAUAUUCGAGAACUUAGUACUACAACGAAGUAGGAACUACAUUCCAUCAGCACUCCUAAAAGCAACAAAAUGACGAUGAAAUUGACGCCCGUAGAGGCGGCUCAGUUUGCUAGUAAGGGUCAUGGCUUGGAAGGUUCUUCAGCUUCUGGAGGAUCCUUUAGACCCGAUCCCUUGCCCAAGGUUUGGUCCGUCAACGAGAAAAAAUUCACACGUUAUUUGCGGAAACGAAAGUACUUACUAGUACACUUCUCGUACAUGAUUAUUUCUAGUAGUGGUGCACGUCGUUAGUAGUGCAAGCGGAUGAGCAUGAGGGGCGGCAACGGCAAGUUUGUAGUUACAUUUCAUCUGUACUUCGGUAAAAAUUAUAGUAAUCCCCCCUAUUUACCGCGGAAGCGCACGUAUUUACUAAAAAUAAGUUACAGUUAUAUUAUACUCGUAUGUAGACAUCUUACACCCUCAUCGAACAAAACAUCAGAGAACGGCCACUAGAGGAUCCCCGUUUGAUUCCCGUGGAACAGAAGUUUGCAGGCGCUUUGUUUGGGAAAAAUCGGGAACGCAUAAAAAAAGUGGAGGAAAAAUUCGAGGUGAAAAUCGAAGUGGAUGAGAAUGGGCCACCUGUUGUUAUGGGACUAGUAUUUGGUCUGAUUAGCUGUAGCAAAAGCAAUUAUAGCUUAGUAGCCGAAGUUGUAGUGUUCUUGUUACCACAUUAGGAUUACCUCUCUACUUAAUAAAGCUCUUACAACUUGGAGAAGUAGUAGUGUUGUUACCACAUUAGCAUUACCUCUCUUAAUAAAGCUCUUACAACUUGGAGAAGUAGUAGUGUUGUUACCACAUUAGCAUUACCUCUCUUAAUAAAGCUCUUACAACUUGGAGAAGUAGUAGUGUUGUUACCACAUUAGCAUUACCUCUCUUAAUAAAGCUCUUACAACUUGGAGAAGUAGUAGUGUUGUUACCACAUUAGCUUUAGCAUUACCUCUCUUAAUAAAGCUCUUACAACUUGGAGAAGUAGUAGUGUUGUUACCACAUUAGCAUUACCUCUCUUAAUAAAGCUCUUACAACUUGGAGAAGUAGUAGUGUUGUUACCACGUUACGUCUCUUAAAACUUCUACUUGGAAGAUGAGCUGGCACUUCUAGACAGGAGUCAACUUCUUUACUUUCCUUGCAUAUCCUUGUACGACGAGAACGAGAUCCUUAUUUACUCAUCGUCCGAGAACACCUACAGCUACACCAACCCUUCUAUUUUUUCAUACCAUGCGCCAGCAAGACUUCUUCCCCACUGGAAUCGCCUGGGGAUGAUCUCCAGCCAAAGGGGUCAAUGAUUUACUUGCGAAUCAGUGGCGGUUCAGAACUCGACAUCCCGGUCAUCGCACAUUAUGGCCACCAUGAUGAAUCACAAUUUUCCAGCAUUUGUUUAACUGAUUAACGAAGUACUCAAUAAAAUGAUUUUUUAGAAUCUAGAAAGAUGCGUUGCAGUUACAUAUGCAAUCCUUCCUUCGUCUACUGUGAGCUCCGUUGAGUUGUGGUGGAAAAACUGCCGAAAAAGUGUGCUUAGUUGAGAACCGUGUCAUUCUUCACUACUUUCAACCAUGCUUACUAGGAAAGUAGAUUGAAAGUAAAAAUGAUAACGAGCCUCGUGUUCUUCUAACCAGAGGAGUUUACGUAUGCCGAGGAGAGUGUGAAGAUUGACAGCGACCCUCUCUAUCAGUUUUGUGCUCAGAAUACAGCAGUCUUGCGAGAUAUUUCACGCAGCACGCGUGCCAACGUCACCUUACAGAAAGCGGGAAAAAAGCAAGAUAUUUUUUUAUGACACAAUAUAAAUAUAGUUUUGUUGUAUAAGUAUAAUGUAUUCGAUUCUUUCGAACUUUUCUAAACAUGAAUUCUUUCGAAAUUCUGUGAACAUGAUGAACGGAACGAAUUGAUGUAGUGAAUCUAGAAAAACUAAAUCAACAAGAUGAACUCAGUGGUCUCCAACCUACAAAUACAACAAGUUGUUGAUAUGUUCUAAUAAAAGCGUCCUCUUCAUCAUCUCCGUCUCCCUCACCCUCUCCGGGAUCGACUACAUCGAUUACAGCUUCGGAAGUGCGAGUGCGAGGGCCGCGACCGAGUGUGAACCUAGCGUUGGAUGCCUUGAGUACGCAUUUCCUGUAUUUCAAAUUACAUCGGGAUAUGGCGCAGUGCAACGCUGAGCUUGCUGCUUGCAAGCAGGCGCUGAUGGCUGCUACACAAAUGGCGUGAGCGUGCGGAUGAAGAACGAGGAGGUGUCUCUUGGAGAACAGGAUAAUAAUGAUUGAGUGGAGUGGGACGAAGAACUUGCGUGCUGAUUGGAGUUGGACCAGGAAGAAGUAUCAGGUUGGACUUGGACACGCACCUUAGAUGAACAAUCAUAGCAACAUGGACAACUAAAGGUGCAACCUGGUGCUGGACCAGGUGGACGAGACGAAGCAGUGUCUGGUCCUAGAAGCAGGUGAAGUAGGUCGUCGAGAUGAAGCAUUUGGGACUGCGUCUCGACGUGGUAUAAUCAAGAAGAACUGCGGGAGCCUCGUGCUCAACACAUGAAGUAAUUCAUUAGAGGAAACGUGUCUGAACUACCUGAAGGUCAUUUGUUGACACAAGCAUGGAAUUCAAUUGAAACUUGGUCAUACAUGAUGAGUACUUGAUAUCUUAGAUGAAAAUUGAUAUACUAAAACAAGGAAAACCAUCAAACCCAG